CGACUACGAUCGCUUCCGGUCAUGACGGUCUUUUUUUCAUUUUAUCCAAGACGGUCUUUUGUCUAUGCAUCUUUUGUCAAAUGGCAUUUUGUUUCACGUUUAUCUGGGCUGCAGACACUUAAGCGCAGUGAAAUUUUACAGGAAGAACGUUGGAAAUAAUUCCAGUAAAUGUUUUCAGAUUUAUUUUUAAAACGUUAUUUUUAAUAAAGAUGUCUUCCCUAUUCAAAUCAUUCCCUCAAAAUAUAUUUUAAACGUUUCUUUGUUCUUUAUUUUGUAUUUUCCCAAAUAUUUAAUUUAUUCCUCUAUAUUUUCUUAUCAACCUUUUUCUAAACGCAUAAAUCAAACUUGUACAUAUUUAACCUUUCUUUACUUUCCGCCCUCUUCAUUUAUAGAUUUCUGUAUUUCUAAUUUCUUUUUGUAAGUAAAUAGUUUAAUUUUUUAUUUAAAAAAUUUUUUUAAAUUUUAUUAUUGGUACUUAUUCCCAGCUUUUUACUUGAGUUUUUCAGUCAUUUCUUGCAUAAUUUAAAAAAUUUCCCUGUAGCCUAAUUCAUUCCUUCAAUAAUUUCACUUUUUAUUUGUAAUCGUCUUUAAAAAUAAAAAAUAAACAUCGAUUUAUUUAGCCAUUUACUUUUGACAAGGGCAAGCGUGUGAGACAGGCAAUUAAAAACAAAAAACUCCGAAUGGUCUCCCUAUAGAAUUUUAAAUUUUUCAACGGAGGUUUUUGCGGGUUUGUAUCUCUGUGAGUUUCGUCUUCUAGAAGUAAUUCUUAUAUGUUUAAUUAUGGGAAUACAGAUUACCUUUACUUUUUAAAUUUAUUUUAGAUGUAUUAGCGUAGUAUUAGAUUAGUUUUUUUUCUUUCAAAUUGGCACUUCACUAAUGACAAAAUCUUGUGUAAAAGAUUACUAUGAAAUUAUAAAUGUUUCUAUGACAGCAUGUAGUGAUGAAAUUAAAAAAGCAUAUAGAAAACAGGCUUUAAAAUUACACCCAGAUAAAAAUCAAGAUGACUGUUCUGGGGACAAAUUCAAGGCUCUGCAAGAAGCAUAUGAAGUUUUAUCUGAUCCUGCAAAAAGAAGAACUUAUGAUGCAAAACUUGGAAAUACUACACAUUUGUCAGAUAUUUUUAAUUCCUUCUCGUUUGCAAGUAGUCCAAGAACAACUAAUCGUCACUUUAAUGGUCACACUUUUACAAAUAGUAGAGGUGCUCAUACAGCUACUAGAGAUGUCAGAGGUCGCGGUAGAACUGGAAACUUUCGACAAUCUCCAACAUUUUCAAGACCAGCUUAUCAACCGCCUCCUUGCUUUUCAACACCGCCAUCAAUGCAGCGUGCUCCUCCACCGCCGCCUCCACCACCCCCGCCACCACCACCACCUCCCAAACAAGACGAACCAAUAUUAUAUGAUGUUAAAGUUAGUUUAGAAGAAAUUUGUAAUGGAUCGACAAGAAAAAUUCGUAUUGAAAGAGAAGUGCUUGUUGCUGAUGGAAUUUUAGUAAAAGAAGAAGAACAUUUGUCUGUAGAAAUUAAACCAGGAUGGAAAGAGGGUACCAAAAUAACAUAUCCAAAAAAGGGAGAUGUUUAUCCUGGACGUAUACCCGCAGAUAUUGUCUUUUUAAUUAAAGAAGAAAAACAUUCGUUGUUUCAACGGGAUGGAUCUACUCUUAGAUGCAAUAUGGACAUUCCUCUUUGUGAUGCUUUGGCUGGGAAAGUGCUAGUCCCAAAUUUGGGUGGACCUGAUUUUGACAUUAAUUUUGAAAAGCCAAUACAGCCUGGGACAAUUCAUAGUAUUUUGGGUGGUGGAUUGCCUGAUCGAAAAGAUGAUUGUAAACGUGGACAAUUAGUUGUGACUUUUAAUGUGCGCCUUCCUGAACGAAUAACUCCACAUGUAUUGAGGUUAGCUGAGGCUACGAGAGAACCUCGACGAGAGGAUGUUGCUCGAUGGAAAAGAACAGGAAUAGAAAGCAUGGAUUGGAGGCAAAAAGAUGAUUCAGCAAAAGGAGACUUCAAAGUGUAUUAA
Molecule: messenger RNA, 2013 nt
Organism: Meloidogyne enterolobii
Lineage: Eukaryota; Metazoa; Nematoda; Chromadorea; Rhabditida; Meloidogynidae
Source: the annotation of a GenBank genome assembly